GUAAUACAUAUCACGUUCAAUUAUUGGAUUGCCGAUUUCGCGUCGUCGUCCUUCAUUUCGCAUUGGCAAAUAGGACAGACGCAAAGGAAUCAUGGUUUUUGUCAAAGUUGUCAAGAAUAAAGCUUAUUUCAAAAGGUUUCAAGUGAAACCUAGAAGAAGAAGGGAAGGAAAAACUGACUAUAGGGCAAGAUUGAAGUUAAUCACACAAGACCUGCGAAAGUACUCUUCCCCGAAGUAUCGUCUGGUCGUUCGUUUCACCAACAGGGAUAUAGUUUGCCAGUUUGUUUACGCAAGACUUGAGGGAGAUCACAUCCUAUCAGCGGCGUACGCACACGAACUACCUCGUUACGGCAUCAAAGUAGGAUUAACCAACUUUGCUGCUGCAUAUGCAACAGGUUUAUUAUUAGCUCGUAGAACGUUGAAAAAACUCAAUCUUGAUGAAGUUUAUGUGGGUAAGGAGAGCGUCGAUGGUGAGUUCUUCGAAGUAGAACCACAAGGAGAGCGAAGGCCUUUUAGAGCGUUUCUAGAUGUUGGACUUAUUCGUACAACAACUGGCAAUAAAGUUUUUGCUGCGAUGAAAGGUGCCGUUGAUGGUGGUGUGGAUAUUCCUCAUAACGAGAAACGAUUUCCCAAGUACACCAAGGAAGAAGGAUUCAAACCAGAAGAGCUGCGCUAUAGAAUAUUUGGACAACAUAUUGCCGACUACAUGAGACAGCUUGCGGAAGAAGAUAAAACUCUUUAUGAAGCUCGAUUUUCACAAUAUAUCAAAGCCGGAGUUGGACCUGAUGACCUGGAAGAGAUGUAUAAACAAGCACACAGUCGUAUUCGAGAAGAUCCUUCCUUUGAAAAGAAACCCAAACGUGAAGUAACUAAGCAUCGUACUUUUCGUCAGAGAAAACUUACAAAAGAAGAGAAAAAGGAGAAUUUGAAGAGAAAAAUAGAAAAAUUAGCUAUGGCAAGUAUGACGACAGGUCAUGAAGAAGAAGAAUAAAUGCCGUUUCUAUUGUUGCUUAUGUCGACUAGUUUUCUUUCCAUUAAUUUGAAAACUUGAAGUAAGGAGAGAAGACUUCACAUUUUUUU
Molecule: messenger RNA, 1080 nt
Organism: Galdieria sulphuraria
Lineage: Eukaryota; Rhodophyta; Bangiophyceae; Galdieriales; Galdieriaceae
Product: 60S ribosomal protein L5e
Exons: 2
Coding region: 92-991 (299 amino acids)
Biological process (GO): ribosomal large subunit assembly; translation
Cellular component (GO): cytosolic large ribosomal subunit; ribosome
Molecular function (GO): 5S rRNA binding; structural constituent of ribosome
Source: RefSeq, a predicted model, not a curated record